This is a messenger RNA of Peniophora sp. CBMAI 1063, 1722 nucleotides long. NCBI's taxonomy places the organism in Eukaryota, Fungi, Basidiomycota, Agaricomycetes, Russulales, Peniophoraceae. The record is from the annotation of a GenBank genome assembly.
AUGUUUCGUAUCAAGUCCUCACGAACAUUCACACUCACAUGCGGUGGCGCGGCACUUGCUCUAUUUCUCUGGACGGCGCACAUGAACACCUUGCCGCCGAACUCAGCGAAUCUCGAUGAGCAUCCGCACUUUUACUCAGGCUCACGACCACAAUCCACCGCUCUCGCUCAACCUUCACCUGUACUCUCGUACUCGCUCGACAGUUCUGCAUCGAACAAUCAACCAAACGCGCCUCAACCGUCGUCAUCUGAGACAACAGCCAUCGAUUUGCCAUCUGACACGCUCCCGGCUGCGAUGCCCGCACCAGCGAUGGAAGAUGCUCCAUACGAUGACCCAUCUCCGCCACAAGACCUUGAGGAAGAGCCACCAGCCUCGUCGAAGCAGAUUCCUCGAAUGACCCUCAUCGUCCUCUGGUCACCCCAGGAUCGCGACGACUCAUAUUUGCCCAACUUCUUCGCCUCGGCUGGCGCCAACCCGUCCCUCGACGUCCUCCUCAUCAAGUUCGACAAGUAUGGCCUCGGUGCGGAACACUGCGAAGUACCCCGCGCCGCACACGUCCCGAACGUGCGCGAAGUCUGCGUAGACAUGGAGGAAUACUGGGACCUGCAUAUCGACUGGUUGUGCGCCGAAUGGGGAUGCGACGCUCGCAUGCGCGAGAUGGCGAGGGAGGUCAUGGUGCGGAGAUUACCUGCGGACCGUGUCAACUCCUUCUACCGCCCCUUCCGCGCGGAGGUCUUUGAGAAGUACAUGCUGUCAGGCGUGGACUUGUGGGCAUGGGCAGAUCUCGACGUCAUCCUGGGCAACCUCGAUCGGGUCUUCCCGUGGGAUCUCGCGCCUUCUUUCGAUGUCAUGCUCGCAGGCUGGCCCACGAAUUGGUCCACGCUGCUUCUCUACAUGCCCGGGCACUUCACGGCCUUCCGUCGCUCUCCUGACGUCGCACGCGCUUUCCAGCGAGCGGUACCAGCGCUUGUGACAUACAAUGCCUUCGUGGGCGAAGAGUUUGCGGAGUUCGGAGAUGCGUGCGAGGAGGGCGAGUACUCGCAUGCGCUCUUCAUGCGCACCGGACUUCGCUUCCUACGUUUCGACGCGAUGGUGGACGCAGGACACCAUGUCAGCACACUCGACGGUGUGUUUGCUGUAGAGGACGAUCACGCGCUUCCUACUCCGCUCAUCUCGUCUGAUCUCGCACCGAAGGAGGCCACACUUGUCUCCGCCCGGCCUGCAAUCAACGCCGCGUUGGCUGCUCACGCCAUGCCCGGAGAAACGCAGGACAACGAGCAACAACACACGUUCACCGCUGAAGGCCUCGAAGCACCCAUCACAUUGCGGCAGGACGCGAGCUCGGUGCCGUUCGUCUGGUUUGACCCGCAAUACGCGGUCGCCUACGACUCUCCGCUCGCGCAAGAAGUGCCAGGGAACGGUCGUCAUGGCCGUCGCUACGUGAUGCGCCGCGACAUUGAUGGUCCUGUCACUGAGCGCUUCGAGCCCGCGCAGCGCAUUCACUUUGAUAUCCCCGGACAAGGAGAAGGGUCCGAACGCGCCUGGCUUCGCGAGGGUCUGUACACCCAUUUGCAGACGGAGAAGUACGCGCCAUGGUGGGCACUACCUCAGCGCGCCCUUGCUCCCGGAGAGGUCCUAUACGUCGACAAGGAGCAUGGAGCACACGUUUGGGAUGCCGAUGCAAACCUUGUCUGGCAGUCGCCGCGCGUCUCUGACGCGUAG